Molecule: messenger RNA, 817 nt
Organism: Pungitius pungitius (ninespine stickleback)
Lineage: Eukaryota; Metazoa; Chordata; Actinopteri; Perciformes; Gasterosteidae
Gene: sptssa
Product: serine palmitoyltransferase, small subunit A
Exons: 2
Coding region: 1-402 (133 amino acids)
Biological process (GO): ceramide biosynthetic process
Cellular component (GO): serine palmitoyltransferase complex
Molecular function (GO): serine C-palmitoyltransferase activity
Source: RefSeq, a predicted model, not a curated record
AUGCAGGUGCAUCUAUUUACUGAACAAGAGGCUGCGUAUUAUUUUGAAAUCCGGAUGCUGGAACUCCUGGCGCGGCGUCGAACCCUACGCCUCACGCGAUUGGCUGAGAGAGGAUCACGUCGUGUGUUACGUCACACGUGGACGGGCAGAAAGGCGAGGCGAGCAGUCGCGGUGUCCGUAGCCGAAGUUGGAAGCAUGGCCCUGGGGGACUGCUGGAAGCAGCUGUCCUGGUUCUACUACCAGUACCUGCUGGUGACGGCGCUCUACAUGCUGGAGCCCUGGGAGAGGACGCUCUUCAACUCCCUGCUGAUCUCCGUGGCCGGCAUGGCUGUCUACACCGGCUACGUCUUCAUGCCGCAGCACAUCAUGGCCAUCCUGCACUACUUCGAGGUCGUCCAGUGACACCGACCUACUGGUCCCUCUACCCCCCCCAAAUAUGAUUCAUCAGGCCUGAUACACACUGGGCUUGAACCCCCCCCAACAAGGACAAGGGUCCCGCCUCGCUCAGGAAAGAGGUGAAGCGCCCGAGGUGUGACGACGCUGACGCAGCACAGCGGGGAGUAAAGAGUUGGAAUUGGACAUGUGGACGAGCCUCUGUCCUGCAGGGGGGGGGGGGGGGUCUGUGUCUUUACUGUACGUCUGUGGCUUCCUGUUCUCUGUAAACAUCCCCCCCCCCCCCCUGCCUUAGUUUAUGGAGAAAGUGACGUACCACCCCAGGGAGUACAAAAAAGUUUAAUUUCUGCUUUUAUUUAAGGCGCCUCGCACUGUGGGCUGAUGGUUUCCUCUUUGUACAUAAAUGAAUCCUAUUUUAAUCAUA